UUGUUUGGUUGGAUUUGGGAAUCUUGGAUCUUCUCUGCUUCCCGGAACUGAGCUUGCAGGAACCCUGCAACUUCUACAGGCUGAUGGGCUCACCUUUACCGAGUUAGCAGUUUAGGUAGGAGGUUAGAGGUCGACAUCUGGGAGUGUCUCGGCCUACUUGGAACGGUGCAGGGCUCGGGUCACAGGCUGCAGCUGGUUGCUAACCUCAGCGGAGCUAGGGCACCUGUGACAUUUUAGAUGGACUAGUAUCGCUGGGUCCCUUGAGAACUUUACCAGAUGCCCUCGGGCUCCACCCCAUCAUGUGGCCAUCUCAGCUCCGCCUCUGCCCCAGUUCCUGUUUCAGUCUCUGCUGUCCCGUUUUGGCCCCUAGAGUUAUCCGCAGCCUCCAGCUCUUCCUCCUCGCUUUGGACUGCCUCUUUCUGGGUGCCUGCCGCCUACAUCUCUUCUCACCCCUCAGGGGGAUGGGGUCUCCCCCUCGACUGAGCUGGUCUUCCUGGACUCCCCGCGGCUACUUGGUCCCACCCUGACUGCCCAAUCCACCUGGUGCUGCGCGCCCCCACCCCCCCUCCAGGAUGAAGGGUGGCCAGGGGGAUGCAGGCGAACAAGUCCCACUGAACCCGGAGGCCGAGUGCCCCGCUGGCUCAGCCACAUACCGAGAAUUCGUGCACCGCGGCUACUUGGACCUCAUGGGGGCCAGUGAGCACUCGCUGCGGGCGCUCAGCUGGCGCCGCCUCUACCUCAGCCGAGCCAAGCUCAAAGCCUCCAGCCGCACGUCUGCCCUGCUCUCGGGCUUCGCCAUGGUGGCCAUGGUGGAGGUACAGCUGGAGAGCAACCAUGAAUACCCGCCAGGCCUGCUGGUGGCCUUUAGUGCCUGCACCACUAUACUAGUAGCUGUACACCUCUUUGCACUCAUGGUCUCCACGUGUCUGCUACCCCACAUUGAAGCUGUUAGCAACAUCCACAACCUCAACUCUGUCCACCAGUCUCCACACCAACGACUCCACCGCUAUGUGGAGCUGGCCUGGGGCUUCUCAACUGCCUUGGGCACCUUCCUCUUCCUCGCAGAAGUUGUUCUGGUUGGCUGGGUCAAGUUUGUACCCAUUGGGGCUCCCUUGGGCACAGCAGCCCCUGUGGUACCUGCCUCCCAAGUACCUGGGACUCUACCACCAGUGGCCACCUCACUUAGUCCAGCUUCUAAGCCACCCUCUGCUUCUGUAGCCCCGCCAGAGACUGAGCCAUCUGAAGCCUGCCCACCCCAGCAAGCAUGUGGUGGUGGUGGUGGGAUCCAUGGACCAGGCUGGCAAGCGGCCAUGGCCUCCACGGCAAUUAUGGUACCUGUAGGGCUAGUGUUUGUGGCCUUUGCCCUACAUUUCUACCGUUCCUUGGUGGCACACAAGACAGACCGCCACAAGCAGGAGCUAGAGGAGCUGAGUCGCCUGCAGGGAGAGCUGCAGGCUGUGUGAGGUUGGUGUUAGUACCCUCAAAAGCACUGCCUUCUUCAGGGGCCAGCCAGAGACCCCAGGUCUACAGAACACUGCUCCCUGACCCUGUCUGGAGGUACUUAGGUAGAGACCAGAUUUUUGACCUCAUAGUCCUUUGGGCUGGACUACUUAGAGCUCCCAUAUUCCCAGGAAUUUUUCCUGUCAGUCUUUCCUAUGGGUUUUAUAAAUUCUACUCUACGCCUAGGCUGGGAGAAGCAAGGGAGGAAGUGGAAGAUCCUCAGUCCAAGGUUCAUACAGUAGGUGGAAUGGAGGCAGGGAGACCCUGGUCAGACCUUUGGUGCUGACCCUUAGCCACUUGCCCCUAUAUAGGAUGUGGAGGUCAGGUUAUGCACCCACCCAAUUGCUCCAGAAGGCAGCCAAACCUUGCUUUGUUUUUGUAGAAUUUUUUAAAAUUUAUUUUAGAGAAAGAUACAUCAAUGUGAGAGAGAAAUAUCGAUCAGCUGCCUCCCUCCUGUACACACCAUGAAUGGGGAUAGAACCCACAUCCUAGGUAUGUGCCCUGACUGGGGAUUGAACCCCUACUGCAACCCUUUGGUAUAUGGACAACACUCCAACCAACUAAGCCACCCAGCCAGGGCUUGUAGAAUCUAUUUUAUGGUUGGCAUUUCUUGGGAAGCUCUUCCCCAUCCCCAGAUUUCAGUGGGUUUCACACUCUUGCUUUAGUUGCUAUAGAGAUUUGGGUGCUUCUGCCCCAGGCAUAGGUCCAGCCUUUCCUAGAAGGAGCCUCCCUAUUUUUGGAGGUUCAAGUGCCAGUCCAAUUUCCCUAGACCCACACUUCUAUAUAUGAUUCUUCCUCUUUUGUGCCAGGGUUUGGGGGUCUUUGGAGGCUGUGGGCCUGUGUCCCCAGCUUGACUACUUCGCAAGGGUUGGGGUGAGGAGAUUUUUAAGGGUAAAGGUCUAGUCCCUAACCCUUGGAAUACAGAGCUAUUCUGCCACUGAAUUUUUGAUGCACCUUGUUUUGUAUAAUAAAUUGUGUUUCACAGA
This is a messenger RNA of Artibeus jamaicensis (Jamaican fruit-eating bat), 2486 nucleotides long. RefSeq names its product ORAI calcium release-activated calcium modulator 3 (gene ORAI3). The record is from RefSeq and is a predicted model, not a curated record. Lineage: Eukaryota; Metazoa; Chordata; Mammalia; Chiroptera; Phyllostomidae. Gene Ontology annotation, molecular function: store-operated calcium channel activity. The transcript has 2 exons. Gene Ontology annotation, cellular component: membrane. Gene Ontology annotation, biological process: store-operated calcium entry. The coding region runs from base 573 to 1463 and encodes 296 amino acids.